This is a messenger RNA of Cantharellus anzutake, 1450 nucleotides long. RefSeq lists its product as uncharacterized. The record is from RefSeq and is a predicted model, not a curated record. Lineage: Eukaryota; Fungi; Basidiomycota; Agaricomycetes; Cantharellales; Hydnaceae. The transcript has 7 exons. Bases 325 to 1347 code for a protein of 340 amino acids.
UUAUCGCGUCCCUGAACUCCCACGAUCACAGGCUGCAAUCCAGGAUACUCAUGCGGAUCGGAUUAUUCUUGUUAUGCAAGCACUUCAACCCCCACCUCUACUACUUCUACCGACCCUCCCACCUCCACUACUUCUACCGAACCCCCCACCUCUGUUGCUUGUACCAUCCCUCCCACCUCCACUACUUCUACCGAACCCCCCACCUCUGUUGCUUGUACCAUCCCUUCCACCUCUACUACUUCUACCACCCCUCCCACUUCGACUACUUCUACCACACCUCCCACCUCUAUUGCUUGUACCACCCCACCUACCUCAACUACUUCUAUGACUACUACCACGACUACUACCACGACUACUACGACUACUAGUACCACUUCUACCACCCCUGCCUCUACCACCACCACCACCACUACCACCGCCUCUACUACAACCUCCACCACCACUACCGCCUCUACAGUCACCUCUAUGACGACUACUACCAUCCCGACCUCUACAACGGCCUCUACUUCAUCGAUAACUCCGGCACUGCCGACGAUCUACUUCGGGAAUGUCCGUGGAAUAAAUGAUGCGGUCACUCGGAAUAUAUGUGAUGGUUUGAGAAAGCGAGGCAAAGGGGACUCGGAAGUUUUAACAUAUGCCCAGCGAACCGAGAGCCAAAAGAGAACGAUUCACAAUCAAGCUGGAUGCGUUGUUAGCAAGUGCAAUUCAACUGCCACAGGCCUCUCAUGCAAUGAGUACCCUUUUGUAUCCACGCAAGAAGGGGUUACCGGUACGCAAAUUACAUGCGUCCCUGCCUUCCAGAAUACAUUCCAAGGAACCUAUCUCAAUUAUUUCAUUUCCCAAUAUCAUAUUUCGGACGGCACGAAGUUCCUUGUCCAAGCAAAUUGCAAUCAAUUGGCCAAGCGUGUUUCGGUUGAGGGAUCCGGCUCAAGUGGAACGCUACUACCACCUUUCGGCUUAACCUCGGAUAACUCUUCUGGGCAUGUUGUACUCCCACUUGGUGAUCUGCAAGCGGGGGAUUACACGACACAGACAGCAUCUGACAAACUUGCCGGCGUCGCAGGGAAUGUCGCCAUUUAUGAUUCGGAUGGCGCAAGUUUUUCUCAAGCGUCCAUUGGCAAGAAUGGAGAUAACUCUUUGGCCUUCACCCUCCACCAAGAUGGGACAGGAUUAGGUGCCGUGGUCUCACCCCAAUCGCCCAUUAGUGGGAACAUAUCAGUCCGCUACAACUUCACCGGUAACCUCUUUCCUCCAAUCAAAGGUGUUAGCCCUACACCCAACCAUCCAAACUUGAUGGUCUUUUUCGGAGCGUUCAUUGUACCGGUCCUUCCUCUGGUUUGGCUAUGAGAUCGCCUACACCUCGUUGAGUAUUGUCAUUUCUUGUGUUACUCUCCAACUUCUGGAGACUUUGUGAUUUUGUGACCUACGUCUAAACAACGAACCAGGCAUA